AUGAUUCAUCGAUGUACAGGUCAUCAAGGAUAUAGAGUCGCAAUUGCUUUAGCUUUUAAGCGUGGAGUUUACAUUAUUGGAGGAGCAAGAUUAUUUAAGGACAUUGCUUUCAAGCGUUGUUUCUGCAGAACCAGAAGUCGCCUAUUGUUGGGCCAACAGAUGGGGGAACUGCCAAGUUUCAGAGGUGAGCCCAAUACACCCCCCUUUAGCAGAGUUGCAUUAGAUUUCUUUGGCCCUAUCAAAAUAAAGUUAACUCUUAAUGCAAGCACUGAAGGAAGUAUAAUGAUCAUAACUUGCACCGUCACUCGUGUCAUAUCUCUUGAACUGGUCGACUCAUUGUCUUCAGAUGCUUUUCUCUGUGCUUGGAGAAGAUUUACUUGUAAUUAUGGAGUCCAUCCAGUUUUGCCAGUAAGUGACAGAGGACGCAAUUUCAUAGGGGCUCAAGAGAAAUUGCAAAAGUGGAUAAAUUCUUGGAACGAGAGCCUAAUAAAGGACAAGUUUGCAAUUGCUGGGACAAAAUUUGAGUGGAAAUUUAACACACCUCACGCUUCUCAUAUGAAUGAUGUUGUUGAAUCAUUGAUCAGAAGCUGUAGAAGAGGUUUAGAUGCAGUAACAGAUUAUCACCACAAGAAAUUCAGUGCUUUGGAAUGGCAAACAAUACUGUCAGAGGUGACGUACCUUGUUAAUUCACGACCACUUUUCCCAAACGGACCAGAUCCUCUUGAGUCCCCAACUAUAACCGGUAAUGACUUACUGUUUCCUCACGGGCAACCUUCAGUUCUACAACCAUAUACCGGUAACGAAGUGAACUUGAGAAGCAUGGUAGAGGUAGCUCAACAGAGAAUUCAGAUAUUUUGGGAGACUUGGAUUCGUUAUAUGCCUCCUCAGCUAGUACAAAGGUCGAAAUGGUUUCAUCCCAAACAGAAUCUUCAAGUUGGUGAUUUGGUUCUUCUCCUGGAACCAGGCCUAAAAGGAGGUGUCGCUCCUAGGGGACUGUGGAGGCGCGGUCUUGUUGAGAGGAUUCAUCCCGGAAAAGAUGGGCUUGUUCGAAGAGUUACUGUUCGAACAGUGGCGAAUGGAAAGGUGGUUCACUGGGAGAGACCCAUUCAUAAACUUUGCUUAAUUGUUACGGUACAAGAGCUUCAACAUGGAUUCCAAGCUAAGGCAAAUAAAGAUGCUCAAAAUUAA
This is a messenger RNA of Macrobrachium nipponense, 1188 nucleotides long. RefSeq lists its product as uncharacterized. The coding region runs from base 1 to 1188 and encodes 395 amino acids. Lineage: Eukaryota; Metazoa; Arthropoda; Malacostraca; Decapoda; Palaemonidae. Gene Ontology annotation, biological process: DNA integration. The record is from RefSeq and is a predicted model, not a curated record. Gene Ontology annotation, molecular function: nucleic acid binding. The transcript has a single exon.